AUGUCCAUUGCUCUUUCUCUCCCACUGCUUAAUCCUUAUCUGGACAGCAACGCCACAUUCGAUCAUGGUGCCAACUUUGCGGUAGCCGGAAGUACAGCAUUGGACUAUACUUUCUUCACCGCAAAGGGCAUUUAUAAUCCAUUCACUAAUAUUUCCUUGGGUGAUCAGCUUAACUGGUUUAAAUUCCAUCUCAACACCAUCUGCCAAGCACCAGCAGAAUGUGAGGAGCUGCUUAGCAAGGCUCUUGUCUUUGUGGGCGAGAUCGGAGGCAAUGAUCUUAACUAUGCUAUCAUUCAAGGCAAAUCCAUUCAAGAGAUUCACACUUAUCAGCCAUAUAUCAUAGAGGAAGUGAUACACCUUGGUGCUGUGAAUAUCAUAGUUCCCGGAAAUCUUCCAAUGGGAUGCAUACCGGCCGGCCUGACAAUAGUCUCUGGUAGUGAUGUGACGGCCUAUGAUGAUAUGGGAUGCUCAAAAGAAUUAAAUGAGCUAGUAUUGGUUCAGAAUAACUAUCUUCAGCAGUCUUUGGCCUUACUCAGGCUAGAAUUUCCUCACGCUAAUAUAAUUUAUGCCGACUACUAUGCAGCUUACCAAACAAUUCUUCAUCAUGCAGUUGAUUUCGGGUUCGACGAAAAAUCACUAUUAAGAUCAUGUUGUGGAAUUGGAGGGCUAUACAACUACGAUCAGAACAGAGUAUGUGGGUCUAGUGGUGUGCCUUUUUGUCGUAAUCAUGCUCAAUACAUAAGCUGGGAUGGAGUCCAUUUGACUCAGGAAGCCUACCGUCUUAUUACAGAAAUUCUCUUACCCGAUAUCUUCCCUAGAAUACGAUACAUUUAGUAGUUUGACUAUAUGCAAAGUUUGGAUUGUUACAGAAUGUAAAGUGGUUAAGGUGAGGAAGUUAUUGUACACGAAAAUUCAAGCAUGAAAGUACUGUAUGACCAUCAAUUUAUGAUAAAGGGUGUAAUCACUGCAAUAUUUAUAAAUGAAAGUAAUC
This is a messenger RNA of Ilex paraguariensis (yerba mate), 991 nucleotides long. NCBI's taxonomy places the organism in Eukaryota, Viridiplantae, Streptophyta, Magnoliopsida, Aquifoliales, Aquifoliaceae. The record is from the annotation of a GenBank genome assembly.